This is a messenger RNA of Physella acuta, 9287 nucleotides long. Its product is annotated as putative ATP-dependent RNA helicase TDRD12. Lineage: Eukaryota; Metazoa; Mollusca; Gastropoda; Physidae. The record is from RefSeq and is a predicted model, not a curated record. Gene Ontology annotation, biological process: germ-line stem cell division. Gene Ontology annotation, molecular function: ATP binding; nucleic acid binding.
AAAGCGCGUUUCUACUUCUUCGAAAGUGAAUGUAAAAGUGAAACAAGGCGCUCAUCGGCAAGGAAACAGGGUAUAUAUUGAAAAUGGAUGUGUGUAAAAACCAGAUUGAUGUAACCAUUUUGGAGGUUAAAGAUCCUUCAAGUUUUUCAAUGAAAGAAAAAACAGCAGUAUCAAGAUUAGCCAAGGAAUUCAAACAGUUUCACCAUGCGAUGAAUCAGUUUGUUGAAGAGCAGAUUGAGCUCUUAGCAGUGGGCCACAGACCGCUACAGAAUGAAAUUUGUGCAGCGUUACAUAAGGACCAGAACUGGCAUAGAGUGAAAAUAAAUUCCAUCACAGCACUUAAACAUGGCCACAAUUUUUUGUACAAUUGCUACAUGAUUGAUGAAGGCAUAGAAUUUACAACAUCUGCUCAGAGACUGAUGAAACUGCCUAAAAAAUUUCUAGACUUUCCACCACAAGUGUAUAAAUGUCGUUUAUGGGGACUACAGCCUUUGUCGCUUCAAAUUGUAGAGGGAGAAACUGGUUUGAAUGCAAAAAAGAGGCCAGGCUCCAAGUGGGAUCAGUCAUCUAUCAAUUUGAUGAGAGAGAUGGUUGCCAAUUGCUCUGGUUGUCGAGCUGAGAUUGUUCACACAGACAAAGAAAAUAUUCAGCAUGUUUUAUUGUAUUUUGACACAAAGAAUGGGCCAUUAUGUUUUAAUGACUUGUUGGUGAAAGAGGAUUAUGCUGUUAAGAUUAAGUCGCCAGAUACUUCAUCUAUUAAUUCUCAUAAAGAAAAUGUAAGAUCCAACAAGAUGUCUUCAUAUUCAGAUACGUCACUACAUAAAUGUAAUACACAAGGUAUCAAGCCAUUAAAUUCCACUGGUGCAGUUUUUGAUGAAUGGCAGUAUAGUGAUAUGCCCCAGCUAGCUGCUGAAAACUCUUCUUUGCCAGGCAGGCAAUCAAUUUUAAAUGAAAUGCCUCCUCUAAUUACUGACUAUUCUGCCCGAGGUAAUAGUGAAAAGCAUAAAACCUUAGUCAGUGAUGUCACCGAAUCAACGACAGAGAAACAUGUACCCUGUGAUGGUAGUGAUAGUGAGAUGCCACCUUUAAUAGUUGAUUAUUGUGAAACACCCGUUGCUGACACUGGCAGCAGAACCCCUUCAAGACAAUUACACCAGAAUGGCAGUAUUCAACAUAGUGAUAGCACUAGCAGUAUUAGUGAUUAUGACUCUCCAUCUCGUCAGUCUCGCCUAUCUUAUUUAGUGAAAAACCAACACUUUUCAUUACCCAAUGAAAAGGGAGCAGCUUCUUGCCUGGAGUCUAAAGGCUCAUCAAGUGCCCACUCAUCUCCAUCAUCACUGAAGGGAGUUAAUACAGGGGUUAAGAAUCAAGGGAGAAAAGUGAGUUUAGGAAGAGGAAAACAGCAGCUACAAAGCUUGAUGGAGACAGAAAAAAAUCUACAGCACUCUCCUAGAUCCUCCUUAUCUGAAAGUUCUUCACUAACUAGUCUUCCUGAACUGAUCAACUCCCCAUCAUUAUCUGCGUCUGACCCCUCAACUUGGGGGCAAGGGGCAAGACCUAAGAGAUCAAAAUUGACAUCUCCUACAUAUUCUAGUUCAUCAAGUUCUGAUGGGAAAUCUAAAGUGAAUAAUAAAAAUGUGAAUAUUUCUGAUGGAUUACCUUUGGGAUUAAAUAAAGAUCUCAAUUUAUGUUCAAGCACAGAAACAAAAUCAAGUAACAUGGAAAAUUCAUUAGAAGCAGACCCUCAUUUCUUGAGUGAAAAUUUUGCAGGCCAACAGAGCGAUGGUGGUGUAAGAGCAAGAUCAAGACUCUCAAAAGACACAUAUGUAGAGGAGACACCUGUUAACACUGAUCAAGAGCCUGACAAAUUUUCACGGCUUAAAUUUGAUAGGGAUGCCUUUAUGUGGAAACAUAAAAGCCAAAGAAUUUUAGAAAAAUUGAGGUUAUCCAGUGGUCUGAGCCAAAGUUCUGUCUUGGAGUAUCCUGUGUUAACUCGAAAUGACCAGCCAGUUCCACAGCCAAUUUUGGGUGUAGUGAUCAAUGGAAAAGGUAUUCCAGCCCUCAUAUGUGAAGUCUUUCAAGUGCCAUUUCAUGAGUCUGUUAAAACGGUGCUAGAAAAAGAUUUUGCAAUUCUAACGGCUAGGAGCAUACAAGCUUUUGUAUGGCCGGCAGUGAUAAGUUGUCGCCACGUUGUCGGCAUAAGCCCUGUGGGACAUGGGAAGUCCAUGUCAUACAUCCCUGCCAUUGUUACCAUGCUCUUGGAUAAACUGAUUUACUUUGGAUUACCAAGUGGGAAGGGUCCACUAGCCCUUGUAGUGGUCCCCACCUGGAAGAAAGCCCGUGAUGUGUGUGAAAUGGUGGAGAGGUUUGCUGGCUCUGGUGCCGACCACAUUCGUGCUGUAGCUCUUUAUGCUGGAGGCACCGAGGAUAAUCCUACUAUUCAAAUGAGUCUUAUUAGGGGAUGUGACAUUUUGAUUUCUACACCUAACAGCUUAUUGAGAAUGCUUGAUCAAGAUUUUACCAGCCUGAAAAGACUUUGUCAUAUUGUGUUAGAUGAUGCUGAGUUGUUGUCAACCAGAUUUUCAAAGGAGAUUGAAAGUAUUAUGGAAAGAUACAUGGUGGUUCAAAAAAAUCGCGACGACCUUCUGAGUCUACCCUCUCAAGUCCUGGUUUUUGCCAGCCAUUGGAGCGCUGGUGUUGACGAGUUCCGUCUCAGGUACACCACAGAACCUAUUGUGGCUAUAUCAUCUCGUGUGGAGGCUGCUAUUUAUGGUGAUGUCAAACAGGUUGUAACAUUAUCAAGGUGGGAACAAAGGCUAACCACGUUCUGUAACAUUCUGGACUCCUUGUCCAGCUCCUCACAGAGGGUUGCAGCAUUUACUUCUGAUAUAAAGGAAGCUGUUGAGAUGUCCAAGGCUGCAAAAACAAGAGGAGUGUACUGCCUGUUGAUACAUGAAGAACUUGAACAUGAUACAAUCUUAGAAACACGUACACAGUGGCUUAAUUCUUCACUAAGUAAACAGCUCAUAGUCCUGGUGUGCACUGACCAAUGCUAUCAAGAUUUAGCCAUUACCAAUGCCACGACUGUCAUUCAUUAUGGGCUGCCCAACUCCAAAACAAAAUUUGGAAACCGUCUUGCCUGCAUGUUUGAUUAUUUUUUGGACAGAACUUCAGGAAAAAUACCUGAGCUUCAGCCAGUGUCACAUGUGCUGGUCACCAACAGAUGCGCAGAACGUGUCAAAAGUUUGUAUGAAAUCCUGGAGAGAAGCAGGGAUGCUGUCUACACUGCGCAGUUGGAACAAUUUCUUCGGGGAAUAAAAGAGAGUUUAGAAACAGACAGGAGCAAAGAAUUCUGUCCAUUUUUGAAGUCAUUUGGAGUUUGUAUAAACAUGGACAGAUGCAAUUAUCGUCAUAUGAUAAUAGAAGAUGAAGAUUUUAAAACAGGAGAGAGCACUAUUAAUACAUUACCUGCUUCUGGGGAGAUUAAGGUAAAAGUAAUUCAUGUGGAGAAUUCCAGUCGCUACUUCUGCCACUUGCUAGAGCACAGGUCUCACCCUGACCUUGUUGUGACAGACCUGAGACUGGAGUACCAGAGUCUGAUGCUUCAGAUGGUCUCCUUCUUCUGCAGGGAAACCAACCAUGUUCCCUAUGUACCCAGUGAGAACCCCUCCAAGGAUGGUCUGUGUGCAUUCAAGGAUGAAAAUGAUAUUUAUUACAGAGCUAAAGUGACAAGGGUGCUGGAAGGAACUAGAGACAACCCAAUCAAGAGAUGCAAAGUGUGGCUGGUGGAUGGUGCCUGUUAUAAAUAUGGGACCAUUGAUCAACUGCUUAAGUUACCCAGGAGUUUGGCUGAUGUUCCCUAUCAGGCUGUUGAGGUUUUCCUAUGCAAUGUUCAGCCAAUGGAUAAUGACAGUGAAUGGACUGACAAGGCUGACAUCUUUGUAGAUGGACUUAUCAAGGAAAAAGAACUGGUAGGGAGAAUAAUGCUAAGAAUGGGUCUAACUGUGUGGUUAAUGCCCCUGGUUCAUCAGGUUGUUGUACCAAACAUUGGGGUUGUCAAUGACAUCAACAUCAGGCAGGAGCUGUUGGAGAACAAGUAUGCUAAGCCCAACUCUGAUCACAUAAGGCUUAUGUAUGAGCUAUGUCGUGGAAGGACAGAGAUACCUGAAAACAUCAUGCAGAAAUACUUUGAUUACUGUCUUGAGAUUGAAAUGACCCAAGAAAUUCUACCAGACAGUAGCAAUGAUUUGCAUGCUGUUAACAUUGCCACAGUUUUCUCCCCUGAUCUCUUUUACAUUCACAAAUGGGAUAAUUAUGAACAACUAGCGGAGCUUGAAGAAAAAAUAGCUGCAGCCAUGGUUGAUCAGAAAAAAGAUGAAGAAAGUCAGAACACUAAAGCAGAUUCUUCAGUAAAGUUAGGAGUGGGUAGUGUCUGCCUUGCUCAGUCUUCAGAUCAAAAGUGGUACAGAGGUAAGAUAAUUUCUGAAUGUGCUGAUGGUGCACUGAGAGUGUAUUUACUGGACUAUGGUGACAAAGAACUUGUGUCAAGGGAAAAUAUACAGCCACUCCCCCGAUACCUGGCUUUGUUCCCAUGCCAAGCCAUUGAAUGUGAACUGGCCUACAUUAAACCAAAAGGGAAAGCUUGGACAGUUGAUGCUGUAAACCUGAUCUGUGACCUCAGCUACCACGUCGAUGAAGAAAAGAAAAAGUUAUUUGCCAAGGUUGUUGGCAAGAAAAACCCUGUGUGCGGCAUAGGACAAAAACUUGUGAUAGACCUACAUGAGACAGCCAAUGGUCACAUCCGGUUCUCCGAGGAGUUUGUCAGAAAACAUUUGGCUGAGUGUGUGGACGACUCUGCUAACCUAAAAGUGCUGCUUGGCAAACCUGCUUUGAAGUCUCAACUUUUUUUCAACAAAGUAGAUAAAAUAACAUUUCUCUGUGCUAACCUGUAUUGGUCUCAGGACCAUGAUGAAUCUCUGUUGCUGGCUGAUGAACUGGGAAUUUUACUCAAUGUAAGGGAAGAAAGAUGGGAUACAGAGCUUAAAGACCGUGAUGUUCUGCCCCCUGUUGUGAUGAUCAUAGGGUACAUUCAAGAUGUCGAGGCUCAUGGUAUUGUCCUGGAGAGUCUGACAAAGUGCUGUGUGGACAGUCGUCUUGUUUGUAAUAUAGCACUGAAUGGGAACUUGACAACCAGGCUUGUACAGUGUUUAGAGCAGGAAUCUCAGCCGGUUGUGCAAUAUCAAGCUGCAAGGGCAAUUUCUUUACUCUCUACAGUAGAAUGCUUCUGCGAUGAAGUGUCAGAGUCAGGAACUUUGGUGUUCACUUUGCAGACAUUUUUAAUGAGACAUCUAAAUAAUAAUGUUGAACUAGAGACUCUCAAGUGCCUUUGUUGUGCCACAUCACAUCUGGUUGAACAUUCUUAUGAAGGGGGUCUCUGUGAAAAACUUGUAACAGCUGACAUGGUGACUCACGUUCACAAGUGCCUCUCUUCUUCAAACAAUGACCAAGAGAGAGAACCUUGGCUACAGUUUCUCGCAGAGUUAUCCAUAAGGAAAAACAUGCAUCAACACUUCAUGAGAGAAAACAACAUCAACAUUUCUAUUAAAUUGUUGAAGGAUACAUCUUGUCAAAAGUGCCUUUACUACCUAAUGAUGGUGUUGAAGAAUAUAGUACUUCAAAGCAGGAGACACAAGACAAUGCUCCUAGAAAAAAACGUUUACACAAUUUUAGAGAGUCUAACUAAGAAAAAACUGCAAAGUCCUACAGUUGAGCUAUGCCAUGAGUUGUGGGAGUUAAUGAACAUAAGCACACCACAGCCAGAAGCUCUUUCAGGUGUUCCAGCUCAUUUUGAGGAGAACCAUGGGAAAAUUGUUGUGCCUGUUGUAGAAUGGACCCAGAACUGCUUCAAGAUUUUUCUUAGCUUCAAAAUAAAAAAUGCACAGCGCGAAAAUUUUAUCAUAACAUCUACCAACAUACAGUGCAGGACUGAAACAGAAGGGGUAACCUACGAGUUAAACUGGGAGUUGUACGGCAUGGUCUCCCCAGAUAAGACAAACUUUGUUUUUCAAAGCAGCAACACCUUUGUUGUGUUAUCAAAGUAUAUUCAAGGACAAUGGAGCCGUCUGUUAAAACAAAAAAAGAAGCCUCCAACCCUAAGACCAUACUGUGAACAUGUGUUUGAUAAUGAUGAAGACAUUGACUUUAAUGAGGAAAAAGUGGCAUUUCAUCGUAAAGCAAUGGUAGAAAGAGGUCAAACUCUGCCAGAAGGGGAGGCAAACAGAGGUGGCAGUACCAGCAGCAAUGAUGAUAUGGCUUUGGACUCUGACAGUGAUAUCUUGUUAAAUUGAAUUGCUGUUAAAUAAGGUACUCUGUCAAAGCAGCCAGUGACAGUAAUUGCCCAGCUAAAAGGACUGGUCAAAAUAGGCCUGACAAUGUUCAGCAAAAAAAAAAUGGCCCUUGACAAUGUAGCUCUAGAUAAAAAAGAUCCCCUUCCAAUCAUAUGGUUAUUGAUUGCCACCUCUCAUUAAGUAAACUAUCUCUUCAUAUGCCGAGGUCACAGAAACAAGUGAACUCUACUUCACUGGCCCCAUAGACCGUCAGGUUUGAAAGGGAAACUUUACUUUACUUUUAUUAAGUAAACGGCACAAUCAUGUUUGCUAUAUUUUGUGUGCUAUACAAUUAUAAAGUUUGGUAUGACCAUUAUUAACAUACAUUUUUAAUCCAUUGAACACUUUGUGUUGACAUUCCUAUAAUAAAAUUAUCAGAUAUUUAAUGCCAAAUAAGUUUCCUUUUUCUGGCCAAUGUUUUAGUGAAUUUUAGUGAAGGUAAUUUUUGUAUGGUUAGAAGAAAAAGGAACUGGAGGGCUCUAAUAAUCUAGGAGUAAGGUAUUUUGAUUUUAUGCAUGUUUUUGUUGGUUUCAACCUGAAGGAUGGUCACAAUGUGAGGCCACCUGAAGCCUUGAGCUGUGGGCUCGUGGGGUGUCUUCAGCUGAGUGCAACAUAUGCUUUAUUUUAUUGAAUCCUGUCAUUCUUUUGUGCUUUCAGAUGGUUCAUUGUUGUCAUUGUAAUUCAGUUAUUUACAAAAUUUAGUAACUGAAAGAACUAAUAGCAUAUUCUCUUCCAUGAGAUUUACUGGGCAUUUUUGUUGGGGCACAUUUGUUUUGAUUUUUGUGACACGCUUUUUUCAGGGUAUUUGUGCCAUAUGUUAUUUCAUUUUUCUUUGGUUAAUGUUCAUUUCAUGCAUUGUCAGCUAGAUUUUUAAAUGUGAAUUAUUUCUGUGCCCUGUACUUCACAUUUUCUUUCAGUUUUUUGUAACAAGUUUUUUUCCUAUUGAGAUUAUAUUUCCAAAAUUGGAAAUGCUGACUUUAAAACUAUGUUUUUCUUAAAAAAAACAGACAAUCAGUGGUUUUUGUAAAGUUUACUAGCUUAGCAUCAUAUGCUGCUUGAAUUAAUUUUUUAAACCAUUCCUUUGUUUAUUCUUGUAUGUUUGGGACUAAUUUUGUAUUGGUAUUGAAUCAUAGAGAUCUUCUAUUUAUUUGAUUUAUACAAUCCACACAAAAAUUCGAGGACUGUUGAUUCUUCUUCCGUCCACAUCAACCCAAAAUUGUACUUACUUCCAUCUACUCUAGUCUAAUUUAUCCUGGUUAACACACCUCACUUCACCCAGGCUGUUCUCUGACAGUACCCAGAACCCAUUGUGUAAUUAUUUUUUCUCUCCACUGAAAAAUGUGCCUUAUAAACCUUUUGGUAUAUUAAAAUUGGCCAAAAUACAAAACGAGGGCAAUGUUCUUGGAAUUUUUCACAUCGCACAAUGGUAGAUUAUUUUAUAAACUUUGGAAUUUUUCACAUCGCACAAUGGUAGAUUAUUUUAUAAACUUUGGAAUUUUUCACAUCGCACAAUGGUAGAUUAUUUUAUAAACUUUGGAAUUUUUCACAUCUCACAAUGGUAGAUUAUUUUAUUAACAGCUUUAUGUACAUACAAAGUUUGGUUAAAUAAUUUAUGUUGGUUCUUUACUAAAUGUGUAGAUAUGUUUCAAGCUAAAGUUAAAAAUGUAGAUUUCCUCUAAUAACUUGUUUUACAUCUUGAAUACCUUUUAUUUUUGUUGCUUGGAUUCUAAAAUUUAAAAGAUAGCAUUGACCUUUCUUCAGAUAUUUUUGAGAUUUUAGAGCUGAUUAAUAUAUUAAUUUGUAUCUUUUUGCAUUGUAAAUGAGAUAGUAUUAAAUGAAAAUGCUGGUAGAAUAACUCCUAUAUGUAAAAAUAUUUCAGUUCUACUUUCUAAAAGCUUUAUUUUUUAAAUAGCAGUCAACAUUCCAGUUACAAGUAGUCUAUAUGGGUCACAUAUUAAGUUUGAAAUGAAGUAAAUAAUUUAAAAAAUGGUAUCUUUCACAUACAUGUACCAUAUUGUAAGAAAGGCAUUCAGCUGGGAGUUGUUUUUUUUUCAAACAAAUAUUGAACAUGUUAGCUUAUUAUUACUUAACUUUUUAAAAAUAUUUUAAUUCUGUCUCUAGCUAUGUCAUUUUUUUAGUUUUAAAAUUUAUUCCCUCUAGUUAUGUCAUUAUUAUAGUUUAAAUUUAUUUUUUCUAGGUCUAGAUAUUUUAUGUUAUUUUUAUAGUUUUAAAAUUUAUUCACAAAUGCACUUAUGAUACUUAAUUUAAGAAAAUGAACACUUACAAACAAAAGAGAAGAUAUUUUCAAGCCUUGCAACUAUAAAAUACUCAAUUUUUAAAAUUGGAAAUUUUGUAAAUAUUUUGAAUAUCCUGGUGCGAAUAUGGCUACUGAUAAUAUGGCUAUUAAAAUAUAAAGAGCUGCAAGUAUGAACUGUGUGUUUAAAUAUUUCAUUCUUUGAAAAUUUGUAAUUCCAAAUUAAUGCAAAUUCAUUCCCUGAAAAUAGUUGUAAAAAUGUAUAUUAUAAUAUAUUAUUGACCUUGUGUUUAUUGUCUUGACCUGAAUACUUCCAAAUGUAAGCAAAGCAGUUAUUUUGGCCUUAACUGCCUACAGGGAGAUCAGAUGAUAUUGUACUUUUUAUUUUACUUCAUGAAUGUUGUGACCAUUUAAAAAUAUUAACUUUACUACAUGUUUAAGGGAAGUUAAUUUUGUUUCUAGUUUGUUGGUUAAUCUAAAACAAAAGUUGCCGUCCUAAGUGGAAAAAAAAUGAUAUUAUUUCUUUAUCCUCGGUGAUGAUUGUUGUAGCUAUUUUUAGUUAUUAAAUUGAUGUGACAUUAAAUUUAUUUUUUAAUUAAAAUUAUUUUAUCAUUACCAAAUGUAUAGUUUUACUAGUUUGCCGUAAA